This is a messenger RNA of Truncatella angustata, 1536 nucleotides long. RefSeq names its product transferase family-domain-containing protein. The coding region runs from base 1 to 1536 and encodes 511 amino acids. NCBI's taxonomy places the organism in Eukaryota, Fungi, Ascomycota, Sordariomycetes, Amphisphaeriales, Sporocadaceae. The transcript has a single exon. The record is from RefSeq and is a predicted model, not a curated record.
AUGCGUCGGCAUCAACUGUGGGAAACAGUCGACUGGCGAUAUCUUUCGCCUAUCGACACAUUCAUUCCGCAGCAAUACAUUCGUCAGAUCCUGUGCUUUCCCGGGAAAGGGCCAUCGGCAAUUUCGGCUUUCAAACAUGGCCUGGAAAGAUGCAUUUCCUCGAUUCCCUGCCUUUCAUCUAGCAUAGUACCAUGCUCCAAACCCACCCACCAACCCCAAGAUGAUUCAUCUCACCCCUUUGACAAGUACGCAAAAUUUCGUCUUGGAACUCCGGUCUAUGAUAUCAAGGGCAUCCUCUCUGUUGGAACAUCCCAGCUUCUGGAAGGAACGGAUUACGGGAGUCUAAAGCGGGCCAGCUUUCCAAACAAUCUUUUGAAUCGGGAUGUGUUACUUCCUCCACUUCCGCACUUCCCAGUGACUAAUGGUUCUGCCCCGGCUUUUCGAGUCCAUGUGACACCGAGAUCGGAUGGAACUAUAGUGGGUGUGUGCCUUCACCAUAGCGUCGCUGACCUGGGAGGUAUCAAUGCUAUAUUCAAGACAUGGGCAUAUUUUUGUAAGAAGCACUACGAUGAAGACAGGCAGCAGACAUUCGGGUCUGAUGCCGUCCUCCCGGUCGAGAAUUCCGUCUCUGUUGAAUGUGACCGACACAUAGUGUAUGGUUCGAGGUUCAGUGAGGGUUCGGAAUUUGCAGAUAAAUACACAGCAGAGGAGCCAAGCUGCCCGGCAGAUAUAACCGUCCUCAACUCAGCACCACCAACCCUGACAUCAGAUAUCAUAUCGAAUUUGCCCAUGGAGACGGUACAUUACCGGAUACCUAGGCAAACGGUUCACGGCUUGAAGGUUACACUUAGUGAAUACCUGCAACCCGGAACGAAAUUAUCAUCCAAUGAUGUCAUAUGUGCUAUGUUAUGGAGUGCUAUUACCUUCGCUCUAGCACCUCAAUCGUCAUAUUCUCGAGCGCGUGGACGGGACCAUCCCGCGAGCACUGAUGAAGUGGUCUCGAUGGGCUUGAGUAUUGAUAUGCGAAAGCGUCUCCAUGUGCCUAUUCCAGAGGACUUUGUAGGCAACGCGUUGUCAAUGGCGUGGCCGACCGUUCCUAAGAGACUACUGCUUGAUGCGGCUCAAGGUGCAAGCAGCAGCUCUUCUUCGCUUGCAUCUAUGGCUCAUAUCGCUGUUUGCAUUCAAGAGUCCUACGCGUCACUGACAGAAGACUAUUUCCACAAUUUAAUAGCUUAUUUAGGUUCGCAUGAGGACGUCAACAAAUUGCAAUGGGGUCCAGGACCUGCCAGUACCAAUAUGGUGGCUGCGACCUGGAAAGCGUUUGAAAUACACUCCCUGGAUUGGGGCGGUGACAUCGGGAAAUGCGAGGCCGUUAGGACGAGACUACCAUUUCCUCAUACUAUUACUAUCUUACCGGAAGCACCGGAUUCAGAGGGCACAGACAUUGUCUUCUGUUUCUUAAAUGACACAAUGCAAAUAAUCAAAAGUUGUGAGAUCAUCCAGCAAUACUAUCAGCGAAUGGAUGUCGAAGACUGA